Molecule: messenger RNA, 1085 nt
Organism: Drosophila mojavensis
Lineage: Eukaryota; Metazoa; Arthropoda; Insecta; Diptera; Drosophilidae
Gene: blp
Product: mitochondrial import inner membrane translocase subunit Tim16
Exons: 3
Coding region: 129-545 (138 amino acids)
Biological process (GO): protein import into mitochondrial matrix
Cellular component (GO): TIM23 mitochondrial import inner membrane translocase complex
Source: RefSeq, a predicted model, not a curated record
UAGUCUGCUUGGAGGUUAGAUACGUUGUAUAAUGUCAAGCACGUAAAUUGAUUUGAGCUUGUUUUUUUAAGUGUAUCCCUAAAUUCAAGUACGAGUUUUACCUAAAUAUUAUUUUAACCGAAGCACACAUGGCGAAGUAUAUCGCUCAAAUUAUAGUGCUGGGUGGCCAGGCCAUCGGACGUGCUUUUGCAAAGGCACUGAAGCAAGAAAUCGCCGCAUCGCAAGAAGCUGCUAGACGCGCCGGUGGUGGUCGGAAAGGAGAUCAAAGUGCUGAAUCAAAUUUGCGUACAGGUAUGACGCUGGAGGAGGCCAAGCAAAUCUUGAACAUUGACGACCUCAAGAGCGUGGAUAGCAUCAAUAAAAAUUUUGAGCAUCUGUUUAACGUCAACGAUCGAGCAAAGGGCGGCUCAUUUUAUUUACAAUCUAAAGUCUUCCGUGCCAAGGAGCGUCUGGACCAGGAACUUAAGGCACAGCAACAACAUCAGAAGACAGGUGAACAGCAGGCGGAGGAAGCACCGCAAAGCAGAGCAAGGCAAAGACGUUAACAAAAUAGUGUGUUUUCUACCUCAAAACGACGCGAGAUUUAGUUUAUAAUUAGAUUUUAAGUAGUUGUUCAUAUAAUGUUUUUCGCUUGUAAGUAUACGAAAUAAUUAUUUUGCACUUUUCAAAAGUUUGUAAUCAGCUGGUUGUGAUCAGACGACAACCCUGUCUUAUUGCAACGCAAAGUUGGCUGCGUGGAACAGCUGGUGCUUGGCAGCACUGGAGUGCAUACAAAGAAAAGAUAAAAAUUCAAUGCUACGCAGAUGUAUUGUCACAGAGUAUUUAGUUUUUUAUGUGUACAAUCAGACGUGUCGAUUGUUUGUUUAAUUGACACGGUCUAACAAGCCAAAACGCUAACGACGCAAAACAGCUGGCACAUGCGCGAAAAUACACAGAAAUUCCAGCACAAAGCAAACGAGGAAAUCAACCACCAGCACCGUUGACGACGACGAUUUUCCACAGAGAAGGUGUCUUUUGGAGCAUCGUUCUAGGAGCUCUAAUAUUGCUGCAUGUGAGACGUGCUAACAUAAAUAACUGUAAAAGAG